AUGUCAGCUUGUGAACACGGACAUAAAUUGUUGGUCCAGAUGCUGGUUGGACGUGGAGCGGAUGUCAAUUGCAGAGACACAAAAAGGAACACACCGUUGUUGAUUUCUGUACAGAAUCAUUUCACUGACAUUGUGCAGUUUCUUCUUCAAAACAAGGCAGAUGUCAAUGAUUGUAAUUCUCAAGGUAACACAGCUCUUAUGCAUGCUAUUCAAAAUGGUAGUGUACGGAAUGUAUCAUUUCUACUUCAGUUUGUGAAAGACAGAGAGGAGUUAUUAAAUGUACAAAAUGAUGAAGGUUUAACAGCUCUUAUGCUUGCAGUAUACACCUGGAGUCGAAUUGCUCAGCCCCAAGUCCUUCUUGCCACUGGUCCGACCCCUUUUAGACCUAGCUCCCCUCCCGCCCCACCCCAUUAG
This is a messenger RNA of Candidula unifasciata, 414 nucleotides long. Lineage: Eukaryota; Metazoa; Mollusca; Gastropoda; Stylommatophora; Geomitridae. The record is from the annotation of a GenBank genome assembly.